UAACAUAAAGUUUUGUUAAAUAGAAAAAAACAGCAAAACACGACAGCCGCCAUUUUGCCUAAACCAGACCGCGGCCACAACGGACUGUACCACACUUAACCCAAAACCCUUUUUUCUCUUACAAGAAUCUGGUAAUUCACGCUAUUUCUACCUAUUAUGUUUGAUAGUUUUACGUGAUUAUGCCAUAUACUGGAUGUGGGUGCUGUGGUUUUUAGUAAAUAUAAGCAAAGUAAAGGUGGUGAGAAAUUGUGUAAGUACUAGGCCUCUGUUUUCCGAGCACCGACAAAAAUGGUUUAUGCCUCCUAACCUUUACAUUUCUUCUUUAAUAUUCUUUGUUAUGUUGGUUAUAUACAAUAGUGGCGACCAAGAAAUAAUUUAAGAAAGUAUUUGUUGACUUGGUUAUCCCUUAUAUAACCUUCGAGUAUAGUGGUGACUUUUAAACGGCGCCUCAAGGUUCGUUUAUGUGUUUUUUUGUUUUGGUUUUUUAUUGCAACAUACAAGUCGCCAUUAAAGUCUGCGUCUGGAACUAACCGAACAAGUAGGUAAGAAUCGCCCUUUGUCACUUGCCGUGGCUUCCCGUCUCUGAAACCGCUCUGUGUUACGUAAAUGUGAAUUUGACGGGUCAUCACUGAAGCUACCCCAAACUACUAAUCAGUAUUGAAUGUGAAUUGUUUUGCAUGUUAACAUAGUAUGCAUUUGUAUACUUUAUUUCAAUGUUGAAGCUAAACUCUUUUUUCAGUGUACUUGUAUAGCUAUAUUUGGGGUUACUCUCAUUAAAGGUGUAAUUAUGUCUUGAUGAUAUAUUAAUUGAAGUGUGGGGGCGUAACAGAAAUUGAUGUUUUCAUGAUGUUGUGCCUUAUAUGUAUUAUGAUGAAUUUGUCCAAUAACGACCCCUUUCAGUCCCACGGGGAGUGUUUUUUUAUUGAUUUUUGUAGGUUUAAAUCCAUCCUCUGGCCCUUUGCUGGGAUCCCUGGAUACGGCUAGCAUACCUGUCUUUCAGAAUACAUGGGCAGAAGACAUGAUUUUCCAGUCAGCUUUGGGUGUGAACAGCUGUAAAUACCCGGCCAUUUUCCCUCAAUCAUCAAAGUAUCCAAAUUUCAACCUGACCGAAGAAGAGCUGUUUUUUUCCCCACCCAUGAGUCUACACUUGUGCCCUUUUUGCAACCUGAGUUUUAACAUUUUUUUCCACUCCCAAACUACAACUGCCACCUUUGCUUAAAGUUAUGCCAAUCAAAAAAAAAUGUAAAUAAAGAAAAAGGACUUGAAUCCACCGUCAGUAAUGUUAAGCAGUCUGGCAGAGAUAAGUGCUCUGGGCGACCCACACUCCCAUUUCCCUCUUAUCUCAUGGAUCAAGUCUUCCUCCAGGACUUCAUACUGAAACAAGGACACCCCAUCAACCUGCAAAAGGCGAAGAAAGUGUAUACCUGUAGCGACCUCAGGGUGUUCUGUUGGCCAGGAAGACAACCAGGGGCUGGGUCCUACUGUCGUAAUCUAAUUGACACCAAUAAGGACUCGUACCAGCCUCGCUAUGACUAACCAUGGAGAUGACUGCUACUUCUUCUACUAUUCUACCUGCACUAAAGGAGACAGCUGCCCUUUCAGGCACUGUGAAGCAGCGAUGGGCAAUGAAACUGUCUGCAAUCUCUGGCAGGAGGGACGUUGCUUCCGAAACGUCUGCAAAUUUCGUCAUAUGGAGAUCACAAAAAACCGCAAGGAAAUACCAUGUUAUUGGGAGAAGCAUCCCGCCGGCUGUCAGAAACCACACUGUGCCUUUUUCCAUGAAAAGCCACGCCAUGUUUUUGGCGUAGUUAUCCCACCUGACCUAAGUCACAGUGAGAAUGAGGAGCAACCGCACGAAGAGCCGCCCCCACUGCCGGCCACACCUCUCCCCACUGCUCCUAACCUCCAGCUGAGAGGAGUCAUGAAAACAGAAAGCCAAGAACCAGUACCAAGCCCUACUCAUCCGCCGGUGGUGAUCAAUCCCGCAGAUGAUGACGAGGACGAGGAUGACCAGUUCUCAGAGGAGGGAGAUGGUGUCCCAUCCCCGAGGAAGCGACCCAAGUCUGCAGAUGAUUCGCACAAAUUUGGAGUGAGCACCUUGGAGGAGAUCCGGCUGAGAAGGGCCCUCAAAGCGAGCAUGAAUCGAGCCGCUGUUCCCGUUAAGAGUGCCAAUAUUUCAGUCAAUUCUGCAGAUGAUCCUCACAACUUUGGAGUGAGCACCUUGGAGGAGAUCCGGCUGAGAAGGGAACUAAAAGCGAGCAUGAAUCGAGUUGCUGUUCCCGCUGAGAGUGCUGAUAUUUCUGUCAAUGGCGAGAAAGAAAACACCCAGGCUUUCCGGACCACUUUCAACACGUCAGAUGACGCCAAGCUUGUGUUUGAAGAAACCCUGAGACCAAGAGGCAAUGUGGCUAACAGGCUUGGGAGACUGAGGCCCUGUGUGAAAAGUGGAGGUCCUCUGAAAUCCAGCCUAGCGAUGCGUCUGGGUCGAUUUGUGAAUGAGGAGGGGGCACACGUACCCUCACUGAAAGCUAUGCGGUCGAUUAAGGAAAGACUCACCUUACCUGCUGGUCCUGCUGCGGUCAAUCAAGCAGAUCAGAGCAGCACAGACUCAGAGAGCAAAACUCAGCAGAUUUGUAUCAAAACUCUGGAAGAGAUAAGACUGGAAAAGGCCGCAAAGUCUCAGAGCAAGAAGGAUUGUCCUCCUGUAAACGCAGAAAAGACCGUAACCAAGACGGUCCCCAACCAAUCCUCCAAGGCUGCAAAAAGAACGAUUUUUAUCAAAGAACACUCCAUCGAUGACGGCAAAAACCUUUCUGACGUCCUCCACUCUAAGAAAAGAAAAGGGGACCAGCAGAACCCCAAUAUAAAGAAGUUCAAGCAAGCAGCUGAGAAGGCCCCGGGUAAAUAUCAGGAAGAGUCGGAAGCAGCGGAGCCCGUCUCCAGUGCCACAAAAACAGGACAGAUUAGGGUGAAGACCCUGGAGGAGAUUCGCAGGGAGAAGGCAGCCCGACUUCAAGAAGAUCAAGUUAAGGGUUCCGAUACGGAGGAGAAGAAGCCGGGUUUGCUGCAGAACAACAAAACGGCUACUCAGAGUGAAUUGAAGGCAGACAAGAGUGUUGAUGUGAAUAAACCAAGCAAAGUCCAAGUUGCCUCAGAGACCGUCUCCAAGAAUAACGUCAAGGUUAAAACAUUUGAGGAGAUUAUGCGGGAAAAACAUCUCCGCAAGCAGGAAAUGGCAGAACAGGCUUCCGCCACCCAGCAGGUCAACAACGCUCCUCCCCCUGAAACGGAGCCUUCACCUUCACCCAAACCAUCAGCGGGUACCUUAAAGAGGAAGAUCCUCACCAAAGUCUGUCAUUCACCGCCACGGACGUCCCCUCUUGAUGCCAGCGACGUCCCACCCACCCAGAAUGUCCACCAUGUUCGCAAGCUGAAAACUAUCAAAUCCAAGUCUUUUCUUAACACAGCUGUUCCGAUAAGUACCCCAACCCCUCAGGAAGACACUUCCUCACCAAGUCAUAGCACUUCCAGCAAUGUCCAAGAGAAAAACACAACUUCACCUUCCUCUGCAAAGCAGUUGACACCUGAUAAAACACCCACCACAGACAACAAGGUGAGGCCUAAACUGAACGUGAAGCCGUCUGUCAUGAAACCCGCCCUGCAAGUGCACGCAGGCAAGAAGCGGAAGGGAGCAGAGCGGUCCGCUGUAGCUGCAGUUAAGCCUCUCAACACUGCCUCCAUAGCGCCGGAUCAAGCGCCGCAGCAGACGGCAACUUUACAGGUGUUGUCAAACUCCAGCGAAGAAGCGAAGCUGAGAUCUCCAGUCUCCUGUUGUCCCAGCACGUUGCAGUCCAGCUCCAGUGAGGCUCUCCAGAGCAUUCCUGUUGCUAAACACAGUCCAAGACAAGAACCGAAGCCGUCUACCACGGAGAGUCCAGCUCUUCAAAGCUCCGUGCUGAAGACCACACCUCAAAGUAAAUCACGUCGCCAGAGUGUGGUGGGUUCACGCUACUCCACCUCAGCCGCAGACGACUUUGAGGAGCUGAUCAACGAAUUCACCGACGAUCACCUGGAAGGAGACAUGGACCCCGGCAUCGGAGAGGAAGAUCUGCUGCAGGAACUGUCAGACAUGAUUGACAGCUGAGGGCCUCUUUUGGUUUUAAGUCAAUACCCUAUACCUCAGGGGUGUCCAAAGUGCGGCCUGCAGCUUGUUUUUUUUUUUUUUUUUAUAUUGGCUCUCAGAAUAUUGUGAAAAUAAAAUCCAGUGGUUAUUAAGAUAUAUGUUAUUAGAUAUGACACUGAUUGGCAUUGUUGCCUGUGACAAAGCUAAGAUGUGGCUGUUUUGUUCAGAUAGCUAAGCAUAUUUGACAUACAUCAGAUUGCUUUUAGUGUCUUUAAAAACAAUGUUUCCAAAAGAAAGUUUUUAUAUUUCCUGCCAUCUUAAAGUUCUUUGUUUUUUUUUUGUUCCUGGUGAUAAGGAGCCUUUUGUCUUGCUCAUAGGAACAUUUUCUCAGGGCCGUGUCAACAACUGUUAAAUGUUGGACAAACGAGACGAACACGAACAGAAAGAAAAGAAGCUUGUGUACUGUGUAUGCAUUGAGAAAAGUAGCAGGGAAUGCUACACUUAACUUCUACUUUUGCUUUUCUUUUCAAAUGUGAUAUUAACCCUUAACUGUUCUGAUCAUGUUAAAAUCCCAGCAGUUUAAAUUUAGAGCGCAAGAUGUUUUCAUGAGCAGUAGUUUUAUUCAGUGGGUUUCGUUUAAAACCACUCGGAUGCAUUCAUGACAAAUAUUUCAACACUGCAGUCCUCCCUUUUUUUUUUUUUUGCUUAAGUAUGAUGUACUGUAUUGUCUUAUGUUUUGACACUUUUCCACAAGCUCACUGUUCAAAGUGACCAAAGGAAUGUAAAUAAAGAUGAUUUUACAUGUC
Molecule: messenger RNA, 4929 nt
Organism: Doryrhamphus excisus (bluestripe pipefish)
Lineage: Eukaryota; Metazoa; Chordata; Actinopteri; Syngnathiformes; Syngnathidae
Gene: zc3h11a
Product: zinc finger CCCH-type containing 11A
Biological process (GO): poly(A)+ mRNA export from nucleus
Molecular function (GO): metal ion binding
Source: RefSeq, a predicted model, not a curated record